CUCUCAGCUCUACCCUACAGCCUCUCACACUUUCUUCAGUCUUCUCCUCUUCAGGAACCAUGUCUAGCAAAUCCACCAUGAGGAGCCAAAGCAUCGGCCACCGUGGCUUUAGUGCCAGCUCAGCCAGAGUCCCAGGGGUCUGCCGCUCUGGCUUCAGCAGCGUCUCCGUGUCCCGCUCCAGGGGCAGUGGUGGCUUCGGUGGAGUGUGUGGAGGAGCCGGCUUUGGCAGCAGGAGCCUCUAUGGCCUGGGUGGCUCCAAGAGGAUCUCCAUCGGAGGGGGCAGCUGUGCCAUCAGUGGCGGAUAUGGGGGCAGAGUUGGAGGUGGCUUUGGCUAUGGAGGUGGAGCCGCAAGUGGAUUUGGUUUUGGUGGUGCAGCUGGGGGUGGCUUUGGGCUCGGUGGUGGACCCGGCUUUGCUGGUGGCUAUGGGGGCUCUGGCUUCCCUGUGUGCCCCCCUGGAGGCAUCCAAGAGGUCACCGUCAACCAGAAUCUCCUCACUCCUCUGAACCUGCAAAUCGACCCCACCAUCCAGCGGGUGAGGACUGAGGAGCGGGAGCAGAUCAAGACCCUCAACAACAAGUUCGCCUCCUUCAUCGACAAGGUGCGGUUCCUGGAGCAACAGAACAAGGUCCUGGACACCAAGUGGACUCUGCUCCAGGAGCAGGGUACCAAGACCGUAAGGCAGAACCUGGAGCCCUUGUUUGAGCAGUACAUCAACAACCUCAGGAGACAGCUGGACAGCAUCCUGGGGGAGAGGGGCCGCCUGGACUCAGAGCUGAGGAACAUGCAGGAUACAGUGGAGGACUUCAAGAACAAAUAUGAAGAUGAAAUCAACAAGCGCACAGCAGCAGAGAAUGAAUUUGUGACUCUGAAGAAGGAUGUGGAUGCUGCCUACAUGAAUAAGGUUGAACUGCAAGCCAAGGUAGACACUCUCACAGAUGAGAUCAACUUCACCAGAGCCUUGUAUGACGCAGAACUCGCUCAGAUGCAAACCCACGUCUCUGACACUUCUGUGGUCCUGUCCAUGGACAACAACCGUAACCUGGACCUGGACAGCAUCAUCGCUGAAGUCAAAGCCCAAUAUGAGGAGAUCGCUCAAAGGAGCCGGGCUGAGGCUGAGUCCUGGUACCAGAGCAAGUAUGAGGAGCUGCAAAUCACAGCAGGCAGACACGGGGAUGACCUGCGCAACACCAAGCAGGAGAUUUCUGAGAUCAACCGCAUGAUCCAGAGGCUGAGAUCCGAGAUCGACCAUGUCAAGAAGCAGUGUUCCAGCCUGCAAACGGCCAUCGCUGACGCAGAACAGCGUGGAGAGCUGGCCCUCAAGGAUGCACGGGCCAAGCUAGUGGACCUGGAGGAGGCCCUGCAGAAGGCCAAGCAGGACAUGGCCCGGCUGCUUCGCGAGUACCAGGAGCUCAUGAAUGUCAAGCUGGCCCUGGAUGUGGAGAUCGCCACCUACCGCAAGCUGCUGGAGGGCGAGGAGUGCAGGCUGAGCGGAGAGGGCGUUUCUCCAGUUAACAUCUCUGUGGUCACCUCCACCGUUUCCAGUGGCUACGGCGGUGGAAGCAGCAUUGGAGGCGGAAGCCUUGGUCUCGGCGGGGGCAGCGGCUACUCCUUCACCACCAGCACUGGGCACAGCCUGGGUGCGGGCCUGGGCAGCUCCGGCUUCAGCGCCAGUAGCAGCCGGGGCCUCGGGGGCAGUGGCUCCGGUGUCAAGUUUGUCUCCACCACAUCCUCCAGCCGGAAGAGCUACAAGCAUUAA
Leptonychotes weddellii (Weddell seal) is the source of this 1757-nucleotide messenger RNA. The record is from RefSeq and is a predicted model, not a curated record. NCBI's taxonomy places the organism in Eukaryota, Metazoa, Chordata, Mammalia, Carnivora, Phocidae.